UUUUGUUGUAUGUAUGUUAAACAUUUCACUGCAUGAAAGGUAUAUGUGGUGUGUUCGGCUACAGGUUUCCGAAAAUUUAAGGGAUUAUUGACGUCGAACAUCAAGAAAAAAUUGCGCUUUCGGCUUUGUUUUUUAGUUAUCGUCAAUUAAAAAUCGGUCAGUAUAUCCUUGCAAGUGAGCAAGCCUCCUUACGCGGAAGCAAGAUGGUCAGCCUAAGCAACGGCGCGCUCAGUGAUCCUCAAUUCGAACGAUACAUGGGCUGCAGCUUAGUUCGUACACAAUCGUGGAAGAGAAGAAAUGUAAUAAGAAGUUUCUGGUUGGUGGCUCUUGCCCUAAUAACAAUGUCAGAAGCAGAGAAAAAUGUUGAAGCACUGCGCUCCGUUUUGGAGAGUGCAAAUCAAUUUAGUUCUCCAUUUUUCCAGACUGUUGCAAAACACAAUCCUGGCAACCUUAUAACAUCCCCUCUAAGCGUAGGUGUUGUUCUUGCUAUGGCUGCUUAUGGAGCUCGUGGAAACACAAAAGCACAGUUCAGAAAUGUACUUCAUCUACCAACAUCAGAUAGUCUUGCUAAAUCUGGUUAUCAGUCACUUAUUGAUAAUCUCGAUAAUGUGAAAGACAAUAAAUUGGCUGUUGCAAAUAAAAUCUUCGUAGCGGCAAGUUCAAAUUUGAAACCAAGUUACAAAAAUUUAACAGAAGUUUACUUCCGCUCUGCUUCUCAAUUGGUAAACUUUGCUCAAAAUAAAGAAGCUGCAAAUAUUAUUAAUAGUUGGGUCGAACAAAAUACAAAUAAUCUCAUUAAAGAGCUUAUAAGUGCUGAAACGAUAAAUAGCAUGACAAGAUUAGUACUUGUCAAUGCAAUAUAUUUUAAAGGCCAAUGGAAAGAUAAGUUCGAUCCUAAAUCGACUAGCGACAUGCCAUUUCAUAUUAGUAAAAGUGAAGUAAAAAAUGUUUCUACAAUGUAUGGACAAGGUAAAUACAAAUACGGAGAACUUCCAGAUUUAAAUGCUAAAUUUGUUGUAAUACCAUACAAGGGUGACGAAUUGAGUAUGAUCAUAAUUCUUCCAAAUGAAAUUGAUGGUUUGCCUGAUGUUGAGAAAAAAUUACAAAGUACAAAUUUAACGAACAUUCUAAGUCAAGGAUAUGAGGAAGAAGUGGAAUUAUGGUUACCAAAGUUCAAGGUGGAAAGUAUGCUCAAACUCAAUGAUGUCUUAAAAGAGAUGGGUUUGACUGAUGCGUUUUCUAAUGCUGAUUUUUCUGAGAUUGCUGAUGGUGCAAAUUUGUAUAUCAGUGAUGUUAUACAAAAGGCAUACAUUAAAGUGAAUGAAGAAGGAAGUGAAGCUGCUGCUGCUACUGGUUUACUUAUGAUGGAGAAAAUGGAUCAUACUACAUGGGAGUUCAAAAUUAAUCGGCCAUUCUUUUAUUAUAUCAUAAAAACUAUGAAAGAUGAAAAGGAAAAUGAUAUUAAUCUUCCAUUAUUCUGCGGUUCUGUAAACGAACCCGAAAUCUAACAACAGUAGUGUCAUAGUAAUGCGAUUAUUAAUUCGUGUGCUUCGUAGUUAUAAGCAUUCUAAUAAUACCUUGUCCCACAAGAAAUGUGUUGCAUUCGCUUUAAA
Molecule: messenger RNA, 1613 nt
Organism: Bombus impatiens (common eastern bumble bee)
Lineage: Eukaryota; Metazoa; Arthropoda; Insecta; Hymenoptera; Apidae
Product: antichymotrypsin-2
Exons: 8
Coding region: 204-1508 (434 amino acids)
Molecular function (GO): serine-type endopeptidase inhibitor activity
Source: RefSeq, a predicted model, not a curated record